This is a messenger RNA of Biomphalaria glabrata, 11520 nucleotides long. RefSeq lists its product as uncharacterized. The record is from RefSeq and is a predicted model, not a curated record. Bases 2196 to 6677 code for a protein of 1493 amino acids. Lineage: Eukaryota; Metazoa; Mollusca; Gastropoda; Planorbidae. The transcript has 12 exons.
UAAUAGUACUAAUAGUAGUAUUAGUAGCUUCCUAUAUUAGGCACAGCUCAUCGAAUUCUCCUUUAAGAAACACGUCGCUUUUUUUGUUUAUAAUUAAUUUGUUUUUAUGUUUAGAGCUAAAAACGACCUUUCUGGACAGUGCAUGUCCAAUUUUAGAUAAGUUCCUGUAUUUUUGUUCCGCUUUUCCAAAGCAGAUGGCAGUUUUUUAGAUUCUCGGUAACCAAGUAUGUAAAGCUAUUGUUUUAACCUCCCCCGGCAAUUCAUACCCAUAUAAGGGAUGAAGGCUAUAUUAUUAGCCUGUUUGAUCAUAACCUGAUAGAUAUAUCAAAAAAGGUUCCAAACAUCUUUAGAAAGACAUUUCAAUCACAUUUAUUCCGUAAGCUGUUAAAUAAAGUUAAAAAAGGAGGUGUUUCAACAUUAAUAAUGAAAUUAACACAUUCUCCUAUAGUGCACAAGGCAAAAUCGUAAUAAGAAAUAUUACUGGGAUUAAUAAAUCUAUGAUUUUUUCAAUGAAUAAAAGUGACCUAGAUCGAGAUAUCCAGAAUAUAAUAUAAUUCAUGAAUGAAAGAAAAAGUGCGGGCUGCUAAUUUGAAGCCAGAGACCAUGCCCACUGCAGGUGAUCACACCAGGCGAGCGCUGGUGGUGAGGAGAGGUAUACACUAAGCGUGUAGUGUCACAACCUAUAUCAUACAGGCAGUGGAGGGAAGGGGGAGAGAGUCAUGAAAAGAAUUAUAAGCAUCUAUGGGAGGGAGGGGAUGUUAAGGUGUAACAAAACGAACAUUCAAAAUAUGAAAAGAAGAGGGUCCUUGGAUGGGAAUUAAAAGAAAGAGACAGAGAAUACAUAUAGCCUAUUUGAAAAUAUCAUGUUUAUUAAAUUAUAAUAUAUAUAUAUAAUUAAUUUGUAGAUCUAUGAUUUAUAGAGAUUUAUUUCUGUCUGUUUCUACACAUAGAUUAUAUAGUUAGACAUAUAUAUAGAGACAAUAUACUAUAAAUACAUAUUGCAGAAUAAGUGAAUCUACUUCUUUUAAUACAAUCUAAAUAAUUUUUAAUUAACACAGAUAUAAUUUAUUAGCAAUAACAUAGUGAUGUUUCUUAACGGUGCUCGAUGUGCGCUAAAGGAGAAAGCACAAAAACUGUGUUUAUUAUAGAAGCAUGAAGUGACCUGAUUUAUUUUAAAAUAAAAUCUUGACUAUGAGUGGUAAUUCAAAGAAUCACAGCUAUUUUUAUAGUUCUUUAGUUGCAGAAUAAGAAUCUGCUUUCAGAUUUUUUGUAAGUUAAACCGUCACCAAAUAAAAAAAUAAAAUAAAAAUUUGACCUAGUUCCCGAAUACGGUGUGCCUAAUAUAAGAAUCUACUAUAGUAACUAAGACUAAGUCUAACUAAUAGUAAAUAAUAGUUAUACUAGUAAGUUAACUAUCAUAACUUAUAACUCAGUGAUCAUGAGUGAUGUCCAAAAUACGACCCGAGGGCCAGAUCCGGCCCGUGACGAGCUUCCAUCCGGCCCGCCAAAACAUCGGUUUAAAGUGUAAAUAAUCUCCCCACCCCCACUAAAAAACAAAAGUUUGAAAAAUAUAUCUUUACCUACGUUAGGGCCCUCCCUUUUCUCUGAUGAAUUGGUACCACGAGCUUUGAAAUUUGUCUUAAUCAUCAAGUUAAUGAUUAUGUAAACGGGAAUUAUGAAUCUAAAAGAACAAUCAAACAGAUCUUUUUGUGGAACAUGAUAAUAAGCCAACACAUUUGUUUGAUAGAGAAAGUGUCUAAAGCUGUUUCAUUAAAAAAAACACAUAGAAUUAUGAUAGAAACUGCAUCACAAAAAACAACAAAUAUGACAGCAUAUUUGGUUUGAGCCGCGAAUAAAAGAUUGUUAAACUACGCCUAGAGAUUGGAGAAUCAUUGGGAAUACCGUUAUUUACCAAUAAAAGAAACAAGAAAAUGAAUUAGUUUAAAUGCUAGCUACAAUGCUGCUAACAAUUUAAUUAGAGAAAUAAAGCCAUUUUUCCGGUAAGUAGAAAAAGUAGAUUUAAGAUAAACUUCAAAUAUCCCAAUUUAUCAAUGUAAGUACUAGACCCACAGGUUUUUACUAAAAUAAUUUCAGGUCAGUUUCAUGUCGCUUUGUUUUUUUCUUUACCUUUAUGGUCAUGUGUCCCGCGACACGAGUGUUGGAAAUUAAAAUGGCCCGCAGGUUGAAUUAGACAAAUGGGUUACGGAAGAAAUACAGAGAACUUGUAUUAUAAGGAUAAACUUGGUCACUAUUGGCACUCCAGACAGAAGCCUACUUACCCUCAGACUCAGUACUUUUGUCCAGUCAAUCCUCAGAAAAAUAUUAUUCGUGCCACAUAUUCCAAUCACUUUCAACUUGGUUAUAUAACCAGACCAGUUCCACCUGUUGCCCCACAGUACCCUAAUCCUCACUGUUUCUAUGAGAUCAAGCCGGGUUUAAACUAUGAUGGAUCAUUGGCUAGCAUUCAUGGCAAUUUCUCUCCAUCAGACUCAGGAUUUUAUAAAUCAUCUCCUGAAGGUUAUGUUAUCUCCCCUUCCCAGCCUGAGAUGCAGUAUGUGCAUUAUUAUUCUGGGCCACCUGUAUUGCCUGCUCUGAGUCCUCAUCCAAUGCAUCCAAUACCACAUAUCACUUGGGACAAUCCUGUGCCACCAGUCAACUACAUGCCUGUCAACUUGCCUAGGAAGUCUGUGGAUGAUAUCCCCACUUACAUCAACAGUGGACUGGCUGACCAAAUUGGUAGCAGCUUGAAUUUAAAGCAGCAGGACAGUCAUGUUUCUAGGAUCUCUCAGUACAAUGGCAGUCAGGAAACAAUUGAUGCCUGGCCGGUUCCUGCUAAUUUUACAAAUGGACAAGCCAUGUAUAGGCCAUCAGCUAAUCAUGAUUUGUCAACUCACUUUGGCUAUAGGUCCACCACUGAGAGUCUUGAGACAACAGAAACAAACAGUCAUCAAACAGAGACUUUAUCCAGAAUCUGUCAACUGGCCUAUCAGUUUGUUGAGUCUUUCUGCCCACAGCUAGGUCAACAGCCCUACUGCAUUCCUCCAGUUAAAAGAUCUCGGCACCCAGACAAAUCUAGCAAGUUGUUAGUCUUGAGCAUGGAGAGUGAGAAGCGUGUCUUGGGCUCAUUUGAGAGAUACUUUGGGGAGCACAAGAUGCCAGUCUUCAUGCUGUGUCAUUAUCCAAUGUCAGGAUUCAUGAAGGCAUUCAAUGCUCAGAAUGCUGAAAGGAAUGACAGGACUGAGAUGACAGGGAGUGCCAACCUAGUGACACUCAUGCUACUAUCUACACUGUUUGAUAUCACUCUAGUCACUGUCAGCAUCAUCAGUGGCAAUUCUGAUUUUGCUUAUAUCCAGAGAGCUGUGCUGAAGUCAGCCACACAUAUGAAACGCUGCAAAAUUGCUGUCAACAAUUGGUUGAACCUGUUGGGUCUCAAUGUGAAGGUCAGGGAGGUGUUAGCCUUCCCCAAUCUGAAGAAAGCCAUGCUGCAGAGGAUUGCUAAAGACAAGAGUUUCAAACAAACAUGUGGUAGUAUGGUGACCUUACAUGUGGAUGACUUGUCUGCCCCUUUUGAAGAAGAGUGGUCCACUCCUGUCCACAAGCACCAGUUCACAGAUUGGAUGAAGAGCAAAAUUUUAUGUCAAACUAGUUCAGUGCUGACUCAGGACCAGCUGAGACUUCUUGUUGGGGCCCUGCUUUCCCCGAGGUUGUCAAGUGUUGAAUACAUGAAGGAUAUGGUUUCUAUGACACCUAUCUCUGAUUCACCCAACCAACUUGAAGUGACAAGGGAGACAACAGAGGACUUAAGUCAGUUGAAAUUGACCAUUGAUGGAGUAACUAAAACAUUUGAUGAGUUUAUGGAUGAGUAUGUCCUCAGCUACUACCCUGAUGUUGACAGUAACAGUUACAGGGUUCCUCCAAUCCAUUUUAAUAUACAGUCUUUGAAGAAACCUGUGGAUUAUCUUAAAGACAUUUCAGUCAAAUCUAUUGAUGUUGAUGACACAGAAAUCCUGUCAGAGAAAGAGUUUAUGCCUUGUCGAACUCCUUACAAGUGGAAGGUCACUAAAGCAGACUAUUGUAAAAAAACAACAGAAUUUAAUUUGGAUUCUGGGAAGACUUUUGGACAGAAACUGUCUACACAAAAUCAGGAGAAUGAUUCAAUCCCCCCAUCCAGUUGUGAAGACAGGAAUUCUAAAAACAAACAGCUAAAAAUUGCUGACAGCAUGUCCCAAAGAAACCCAGCUGAGAGAUGUUCAAGUGAGACACCUCAGGUCCCACUGAAUGAAAUGUUCAAAGGCGUGGAAGUCUUGUCUGAAGUGAUGAAGAAGGACACAAGAGCUGAUGAAGGUGAGAACCGUGUCAUCAGUUCUCUGGAGUACAUUGCCAAUGAUCCGCGAGAGAAGCCCAUGUUUAUCAUCUGUGGCUACCAAUACAACAACUACUUGAACAAGCUCCGAGAAGAGAUGUUCUCUAAAGGGGAGGCCAACAGACCUGUAAGAGCUUUUGGUCAGACAAUGAGAGCUGAACACGACUGUCUUAUCUUUCACAAGAAGUAUGGAGCCAUCAUUGUGUGCAUUAAAGCCAUUGGGGACAAUUUUUCUGACUGGAAUGCUUCCCUGGAAGAGCGUGUGGACUCGACCAACAAGAUUCUGAAGAAGGCUCUGAAACAACUGGAGAGGGAAGAGGCUAUGAUUCGACAUGUGACCUCUGACUUGUGCCCGGGGUUGAAAUGUCAUAAGUUGAUAGCUCUCCCCAACAUGCAGAGAGAUGAUGUCCAGGGUGCCUUGGAAGUGGAUCCAGAACUUAAAAAGAGCGUUGACCAGCUGACCAAUGGCCGAGGAGUGGACAUGUUCCUGUGCCAGGAUGAACUGUCUUCUAAAUUUACCUCCAUCUGGGACCAGCCUAAGGAAGUCAAGUCUAGAUUAAUGUCCUGGUGGAAGGAUGUUGUAGACAAUCUUCUCACCAACAAGGAAGACAAAGUCUGCACAGAUAAUGACUUAGAGAAAGAGACUAUGAGCCCCAAAGUUUAUCGCCAGAUUAUUGGACGAUAUUGUGGACUUUUGUCCACAGUUGAAGUCUGGAGUCCUAAUAACCCCAGAGUGGAAGUCAGGAGUGCCUCUGAGGCUGCCAAUGUCUGCGCCAAAAGAUUUUCAAAACUGGUUCUCCUGCCCCACCAAGUGGAGGUGUUGUGCUCUAACCAUCAGCGUCUGUUUCUUUACGGGCCCCCAGGCUCUGGGAAAACUUUGCUUCUUAUCCUGAAAGCCAGAGAAUGGCUGUUGUUAAAUAAAACUGUCAUUGUUCUGAACGUGAGACCUGGCUGUUCCUAUGGAUAUCCUUAUGCUUACGGUUUGUUUGAAAAGCUGAAAAAAAUGAUGGAACACAAUAAAUCUUUGGUGGACAGAAAUCUGAAAAUGUAUAACAUUGAUUCCUUGAUGUUCCAAUCAGACAUGCUGUCACAGAUUUUUCCAUCCAGCUGUGUCAUCAUUGAUGAAAUAACACCCUCUGCCCACCCCAUCAUUGAGCACCUGUGUUGCCUUCAGGUGCAGUACAUAUGGUGUGCUGGGGGAUUCGUGGAAGAUCGGCCUAUUACUGCUCGUGGUUUCCACACGUGUAAAAUGGACAAAAUUCUUCGCUGCCCUCCCAUUGUACAAACUUUACUCAAGCACACUGAAGAGGCUGUCAGACUUCUCAAACCUUAUGAACAGAUUUAUCAAAGCACGUCCUUUCAGCAGCCAUACAGGAAUAGGGAUGUGAGGUCUUCAAACUCUACAAUUCAGUCUUCCACAUUCCAUUCUGUUAGUGACAAUCUUCCAGAUAGGAAUGACAAUGUAGAUUCUUAUUUGACUAGCUCUGAGUCUUUAAACAAAAGAUUAAUGGCCAAAUACAGCAACAAGCCAAAGAUAGAAGGAAUUACCCCUGUAAAGUCAGUGAAUAUAGAAAGUACUGAUGUGAAGAACUUGUCUUGGUAUACCACUAGCAGUGUGGAGCUGGGUCUAGCCACAGAUGGACCACGACCUCAUAUCAUUGACCAUCAGAACCACAGUACUGAGCCCAAGUACCCCCUAGACUGCCAUCUGUGUGCUGAAGAAUUGGCCAGGUUUUUAAAGAGUUUAGUGAGAGACGACAGUGCGCAGAGCUCUGACCAACGCCAACUGCCCAGUAAAAACAAAUAUGCCUUCAAGGCCCCAUCCAUAAUCAACAAGGGAAAGACUUCCAAGCCCACAGAGGUGAUGAUCUAUUCUAAUGUCUCUACCAUCCACACCAAGCCAGCCUCUCCAUCUCCUCGUCUGGCCCCGGAGUUUAAUAGCAAAGCUCUGACUUGGAUGGACGUGCUUAUCGUGGUUCAACAUCUUGAUCCAGACUCUGCCUUCAUCUCCACCUUGUCCAGACAAGGUAUACCUGUGGAGGUGGCUGUCGGGCAGGAUGCUAGUAAAAUUGAACUGCUGGGCCUCCAGAAAUUGUAUGUCACCACCUAUAAAGAAGUCUGUGGACUGGAAAGGACACUGGUCGUCUUUGUCCCAUCAGAGAUCCCCAGCCAGGGUCGAAACCAGCUUCAUAACCUUAAUCUUCAUGACCUUCAGCUGAGUCAAUGCAUCCAGCGGUACACAGAGCAAGACAGGACAGUUCUUUGGUUUGUGGCCUCAAGAAGUCUGUCAAGUCUUGUGCUCAUUCUCCCAUGAAACAAAGGCACAACAUGCUGAAGUCUUUUCAUUGGGACACAUUUGUGUAUCACUGGGGACACCCUAUUGUGUCUCACUGGGGACACUCUUGGGCCACGUGUUAAUAAAUUAAUGUUCUUUAAAUUGUGAAAGAAAUCCAUUCAGUUCUCUAUAUCUGUACUCCUCAUGCUACAUUUUAAUGUUUAUGUUCAUUUAUGUACCUACUUCACUUGUUUCAAAACAUAGAAUGUGUAAAUAGAGAAAAAAAAAUCCUUUUUAUUUUAUUAGUUUUUUACCAAAACAGUUGUUUUAUUGUAGUCUAUUCUAAUAUUGAUACUAAAUUUUUAGAAACAUUUUAUUGUGUCACAUUUGAAAUGAUGGCCCCCGAGAGUAGUCUCCUUGGCCUGGCAUUUUUUUUUUAAAACAUUUAUCAUAUUGCAGGACUAGACAGAUUCCUACACAAAAACAAAGUCACUGUUUUUGGAUUUGAUGUUAUGUUUCUACUAUUCACUUUCUUCAUUUUGUGUUUUUAAUAACUCAAGAGUUAUACCCUUAGUCCUGCUGGUAAUGGAUUUUUUUUUUUAUUGUUGGUCUGGGUUUUUGUAAAUAAACUUUUAAGGUCUUUCAACAAUGUUAAUCCUUUUUUUUUUUCAUGUUGGUCUCUUUUGAUGCUAAGCUUAAUUCUUUCCACAAACUUGAGACAUAUUAUUUCAUGACAAAGUGUACAACAAUCAUUUCUAGUUACUAAAAGGUAUACUUCUUACUCUAUUACUAAAUGAUCUACUUAGAAAAAAGAAUUCCUAAAAUCUUUUGUUUAAGUCAACAAAAUGAAAGGUGGAAAAAGUUUACUUGUAAACAUCAGAAAGUGUGCACAAGAAUCAUUUUGCUGAUCAUAAGAAUUGUCAAGUUACUUACAGUCACACGUUGUUCUCUUUAUUCAUUUACUUGUACUUUGGUAUUUUUUAGUCAAGUCUUCCUGUUCAAUCAACUUUAGAAUGACUUUAAAAAAAAAACAACAACUUUAAAGCUGUAACUCAUCUUCAUUUCCUGACACCCCCCCCCCCCUCUUUCCUUUUUUCCCUAAAGAAAAUGUCUAUUGCUUAGUUUUAUAUUGAAAUUUGAUGAACAACAAAAAAAAGGGCAAUACCAUGACUUUCACUAAUACCACUUGUCCUUUUAUUUUUAUUUCAUUUUGUUCACUUUUGAUUCAAGAUGUCAGACUGACUGGCAAGAUAUGGAAUUUAUUGGCACCUUUUUUGUAUCUUGGUUUCAAUGGUUCAAAAGGCAAAUUGUAGUAAAUCCACGUCACAAAUUCUAAUAGCUGGACAACUGCAUUUCGAUUGAAAGUAAAAAUUCAUAAUUUUCAUUUUCUCUUUAAAAAGUCGUAGCAUUAGCUUUGUGAUCUCAAAUCUGAAAGAAAAAAGACAUACAUCAAUAUUUGAUGCUUCAACCAGUUGGCAACUAUUUUAUUUCAACUAUAUGUUGAUAGAAUGUCUUGGAACAGCAAGGAAGUAUCCAAUUUUUUACAUUUUUUCCCUUUAAUAUUUUACAAUUUUAUUCAUGGACUUGACAUCUAAACAUUCCAUAUUUAUUUAAAGUAUGUACUUGAGAAUCAAAACAAUAUUCCUUUAUGUUCAACCCAAUCACAGAGUCUAGUGAAACCCAAUCACUGAGUCUAGUGAGCCAUAGGCAGCUGACUGAAGAGAAUAUAAAAAGGUAGAAAUAAGAUUUAUGUUGCUUUUGAAGAUAUAAGAUUUAUGUUGCUAUUGAACUUUCCAAUUUUAAAAUUGUCAGAAAUGUUUUGAAUUGAUGUUGAAUAUAUUUAUACAACUUUCAUUGGAGCCCUAUUUCCUUUAUGAUUUAGAUUUUAAAAAAAUAACCUUUACUCUGAAACAAUAUUACAACACUUUGGUCAUUUCUGUUUCUCCAAAGUUCAAGUGCUUUAAUUGUUGUCUUUCUUUUGACUCUGCAGGAUAAGUUCAAGUAUAGCACUUUCCUGACAAAAUACAUGUUUUGGGUUUGAAUCUUUGUGGAGAACUGGAUUUUUGCAUAGGUCAUCUACUAAAUAUCAGACCAAAGAAAUGUAUUCAAUAUAGUCAGGUUUGACCUUCUUUGACUACUGGAAUUCACACUGAUUCACUAUUAGCUUAGACUUAGUUUGUAGAUUAUGAUGAAUCUUGUUGUGUCAUACAUCAAAUAGACCAAAGCAAAGAUAGUAAAAGACACUACUGAGUGACUCCUUGAGCUGAUUUGGCAGACUCAAAAUAAAACCAGUUCCAAUGGGUGUCAGUUCCAAACCUUUCAGGCAAUAAUGCUAGGGAGCAUAUAUUGUGAUUGAUGGCUGCAUCUGUACAAGUUGAAUGCUUCUUGUGGAGGGGAGGUGCUACAUGUGGAGGUGAACUUUUUUACUUUUCAGAUUAGAGAGUAAACAUUUGUUCAUCCUUGCACUCCAGUUCAAGUGCUGUAAUAAAAUGUGGACUUGCUACAAAAUUUGUCAUCAAUGGAACUGUUAUCUGGAAGAAAUGGUUUUAUUUUGACUGCCAUCUUAUCACUUAGAAGUAUUGAUUGGUUCUGACUUUAGUUUCAUUGUUUUGAUAGAGUUACAUAAAACUAGUUUUUUUUUUUUUCCAAGUAGUUUAUAACUUGAAAUAUGUUCUAGUAAGUUUGCAUUUUUAGAUUCACAUUGAUGCAAUUUUAUUUUAACCUUUUUUAUACUGUGUUAAAAUUCUGUAUGCCUUUGAACACAUUUUGUUAGUGAAAUUUGAAAUAGUCUAGAUUUGUUGUUUUUUUAAAGGUUUCUUUUCUAAUUAGUUUCCGCUGAAUUAUGUAUAAGAACUUUGGUGCUGAUACCCUGAAGACACAUACAAGCAAAAGUUUGUCAGAUCUAAGACAAAGUGACCAAAUUGACAUCAGUAACUGUUCAGAUUCAGAAUAUCUUCUAAUUAAGUUUGUCAACAGAUAUCAAUUAGUGAUUUUUUCUAACACUGGUUCGGUGACCAGAAGACAAAGAGAUAUUUUAGUCUAUAGGAGUACAAAGUUAAUGUUAGGAUUAGACUUGGACUAUUUCAUGUGACAGAAGGUAAUCAGCUCCAGAAAUCUAGUCUGAAAAUGUACACAAUUAUAGCCUAUUCUUAUCAUCAAUGUGAUCCAACUUCAUUUUCAAUGCAUUUUUUUAUUGUAUUGUUUAUUAUAUACAAUGUAUGGUCUAUUUUUUUUUUCUUUUUAAGUUUUUCUUGAAUAAUUUUAACUAGUUAUGUUUUUUGCAUUGUUUAAUUUUAUUGUAUUUACAAAAAAUGUACUUUGAUAGUUGUGCUGGUCACUAUGGUCUGUCCCACCAAUUGAUGUUGAUUUUUUUUGUUUAAAUUGAGAGAUCAACACUAAGGUCAGGCUUCACUUUGUGGUCGAAGAGGGACAGAACUCUUGGGCACCAAAUGGAAAGUCUUUGGUUUUAAUCUUGGUGGAGAUUUUGAUUUUAUAUUGAGAACUGUACAAUGUUACAUCUGUCAUACAUCCAUUUAAAGAAAGUUAACUGGCUUCAAGGCACUCAGUCAUUGUGGUGACCAUAUGAAACUCUUACCCUAAACUGUAGGUCACUAAAUAGAAGCAUUAGUGGGCGGGGGAGAAGGCGUUGUAUUUAUUCAUUUUGUAUUGAAAAGAACUAGGCAGUAAAAUGUAGUUUGCACUAGCAGUGCAUUGUGGGAUUAGAAUCGAUGAUUAAAAUGUAUUGUAUGUCCAACAUGAUCUAUGUAACAGAGUGGAUACAAAUGUACUUUUUGUUUUGUUACACUAUACAAGUCUAUAACAUUUCUUGUUGUUUUUUUUACUUUGAUUGUUGCUGUGGGCUGCAAGGGAAGGUUUUGUUUUAUUUUGAACUGAAUACUGUAUACAAAGCUUAUAUCAACUCACUCUGUCUGUCUGGUAAAAAGUGUGUACACGUUAUUUCUUCGACACCCAUUCUCAGAUCAAAUAGAAACUUCGCACAAUUAUUCAUUGGCAUAGACAAGACAUGAAUAAAUUUUUUUUUAAGUAACGAAUUAGACAAUUAAUUACUGGUAAUUAAUUUGUUUUUUUUUAUACUAACAAGGGAAACUAAUCCUUCACUACUAACAGAUAUGGCUAAAUUUGAUGGGUUUAGUCCCCUUAAUUAAUUAUUAACUAGCUUUUUCUCCCUGACUAAAAAUUAUUUAUUGGACCUAAUAAAACAUGGAUCAUUUAAAAAAAAAAACUUGUUUAGUCAAUUCAUUAUUGAUAAUUAAUUAUUUUCUUUGAUAUCUAAUAAGGGAAAUAACUUGUACAUUAUUGAUAGAUGUAAUUUUAAGGGUGAAGUUCUUCCCCAUUAGAUAGGCUUUGGUUUUUGUUUUUAUAUUUUGCUUGUUUGAUUACUAAAUUUAUUUUAACAGUCAUCAGUCAUGUUAACAGAAGAAUCAGUCUUCAGUCAUGUUAACAGAAGAAUCAGUCUUCAGUCAUUUGUACAAGGACAAGGCUAUUUUCAGAGAGGGGGGGGGAAGCAAACAAACAGGUAAACAUGUCCAUUUGGGUUGAUGAAAUGUAAAUACAAUUUAAAACUAGACUAGUCAAGAUAGAACAUCAUCAGUUACUACCAAGUCCAAAUGGAGUAGAGCUUAAAAACAUGUUCAUUUAUGAACUACUUUGUACUGUAUUCAGAAAGUAGGUCAGGUUUAAAUUUUCUGUUGUUUACUGUACAUUUUAUUUUGUUAGGAUUUUUUUUGCUUUUUCUAUUUGUAGCCUUGCUAACAGAAACAUUGGUAGGACUCAACUUCUGGGUGUAUACAAAAUGUAUAGACCAGUAGUGUUUGAGUCAUGAUCUUUGAACUCACAAAGCUCUAAUAAAAUGUAGCUACCA